UUGAGUGGAAAAUCGAAAUAAUGACAAUAGAAAUGUCAAACUAAACUGAAUCAGACCAUUAUAAAUCCCUCCACCUUUAGCUUUCACGCAAAAUCGAAUUCAGGGCAAAAUUGAUGGCUGCCGGGCUCUGAUGAUGACGCGAGAAAAACUAUAGGGAAAAAACCUCACUCCAAGUUCGUCUGUGAUCGAUCGAUCGUUUUAACAAAUUUUAGGUAUCUUGUCGAGCUUCUUGACUUGGGCACUAUUGUUCUUGUUGCGACCGUUCAUAUUUGCCCUUGGCUUUGCAUUUUGAUCUUGUCUUCUCGGCUUGGUUUCUUCGAAGGUAUUCGAUGGGCUUUCUUAUGAGAAAUACAUGAAUGCGAUCACUACGAUUUCUUGCAGAUGUGGUUAAAGUAGCUCUGUGUAAGGUCUAUAGGUUUUGGAUUACUGUGUUAAUGCCAAAGUGCUAUGGUUUUAUUACUGAGGAAGUUCUUUGUCUGAAAAUUUGAAUGGAAAGGGAUUCGGAGAGUGAUUUGCUAAGUGAAUUGCCACAGAGCAUUCUAGAAACGAUCCUCACGAAACUGCCGAUUCGCGAUGCUGUAAGAACGAGCAUCUUAUCGUCCAGGUGGAGAUACAAAUGGGCUUCCCUGACACACCUUGUGUUCGAUGACAGAAGCACGACUCAGUACAACGACAGAGCUCUUGUUCAGGACAGGAUUGUGAAUUUCAUUACAAGAUUUUUGUUUCUCCACGACGGGCCGAUCCACAAGUUCUUCCUAACCAGCUCGUAUCUGGAAACCUCUCCUGAUAUUGAUCAGUGGAUGCUUUUUAUUUCGCGGAAAGAUGUCAAAGAGUUGGUUCUUGAAUUGGGAGAAGGCGAGUGGUUCCGGGCGCCAUCUUCUAUCUUCUCUUGCAAGAAUCUUACACGCCUGGAGCUUGUCCGGUGUGAACUGAACCCUCCUGUUCAUUUCAAAGGUUUCUUGUUCUUAAAAUACCUAAAUCUUCAGCAAGUUCUGAUUCCCCCGGAAGAUAUCGAAUAUCUCAUUUCAAGCUGCCCCUUGCUCGAGAGCCUGACAUUGUCCUACUUUGAUAGCUUAGAGCUGACUGUCAGCGCUCCGAAUCUGAAGUUCCUAAUUUUGGAAGGCGAGUUUAAGGAUUUAUGUCUCAUUAAUACCCCACUUUUGGUGGCGAUAUCAGUUGCCAUGUACAUGACUGACGACAUAGCCGAACACUUUGAGCAAAGCUCAAGCUGCAACUUUGACAAGUUUUUAGGCGGCGUCCCAAAGCUUGAAAGGCUUAUCGGACAUAUAUACUUUACAAAGUAUCUAAGCAUAGGUAACAGUGAAAGACACAAUCGAAUUACUUACCAUAAUUUAAAAUUCGUGGAGCUUUAUCAAGUUAGCUUUGAUGACUGGAAAGAAGUCCUCGUUGUGCUUCAGCUGAUCGUGAAUUCCCCAAAUUUAGAAGUUCUUCAAAUCUCCGGUUCUUCAAAUCCUUCGGCUGCUGUAGAAUCGCCCGACUUUGCUAUGUGGGAGGAAAAGAUUUCGUGUGGCAAUAAGCUGAACAGCUUGAGAACUGUGAAAUUGUCUGAGGUGUGCGGUGUGCCUCUUGAAAUGAAAUUCAUCAAGUUUCUGCUCGAGCAUUCCCAUAGUCUCGAAGAAAUGAGCAUUACGCCAAGUUUGUAUGCGACACAGGGAAAAUUGAAUAUGCUGAUUGAUUUGGUUAGCUUUCGGAGAGCUUCUCCACGAGCAUCCAUAACUUUUAUUCACGAAGGUGCUUGAGGUUAGUUGCAACUUAUAGCCCUUAACUUAGUUAGAGUUUCUUGAAAAUCAGACAACCUAAAGGAAAUGUGACUUGCUGUUUUGCUUCUCCUUUCGAUUUACAUUACAUUUGUACAGAACGUGUUGGGGGCGAAAGCCAUUCUUGUAAUGAACUCAUUGUUGUCUUAAUUUCCAGAA
Molecule: messenger RNA, 1937 nt
Organism: Andrographis paniculata
Lineage: Eukaryota; Viridiplantae; Streptophyta; Magnoliopsida; Lamiales; Acanthaceae
Product: F-box/FBD/LRR-repeat protein At1g13570
Exons: 4
Coding region: 489-1760 (423 amino acids)
Molecular function (GO): protein binding
Source: RefSeq, a predicted model, not a curated record